GACUCGGUUCGUUGUCGCAUUUUGAACGCUUCUCGGAGGGAUUUGUUUCAGUGGAAUUCAACUUGAUAAAUGAGCGAUAUCUCGGCUUUUGAACCCGAAGCCUGAGCUUUUUUAGUAUGUUUUGGAGCUCCAUUUGAACAAUUAGGGGCAAGAGUAAAAAGAUGGCGGAAAAGGACCUUCAUUUCGGGGCGGAUUUUUUCCUCAUGAAAUUGUUGGAGAGGAAAACGAUGGUGGACAACAUUUGGAACGGAGUCAAAGUGCUUUGUAUUGGUCUGGCUUUGAUUUUGAGUGUGUACAGCCUUUAUUCAGGUUCGAAGGACAAGCCAGUAACCUUGGAGGACAUCAACCAAUUGAAGUCCGCCAUUCAGGAUGAUGAGAUUCGGGAAAACGUCCAACUGAAAAUGAUCAAAGCCUUGAACGCCAGUCUAAAGUCGGCCGAAGAGAGCCGGAAACGCAUGCAGGUGGUCACCAUGUUUGAUUGCUAUCGCACCACCCGAUUGAGUCGAGCCCAAGUGGUGUACUAUGAUGGUUGUUUCGUUGACACAACCCAGGGGGGCAUGAACAUCCUUACCGGGAUCUUCACCGUCAAGGACCCGGGCGUGUAUCAGUUGUCAUUUACGGCCAAAUAUGUCAGCAGUAGCAAGGGCCGUUUUGGAGCUUGGUCCGACAUCUACGUCAAUGAUACGGUGGUGGCGGAUUCUCAGAGGGAGUACAAUGGGAACGAAAUGAGCAGUUCCGAGUCGUCCACGCACACCGUGAUGGUGAUGUACCCCUUGGUUGUGGGAGAUCUCGUCAAGGUCCAGUUCAAUAAGGAUGGAUCGAGCUACAUUCACUCGGACCACGACCAUGAUGUUCAUUUCACUGGUCGGAGGAUCUCUGACUUGCCCAAUAAUCGCCGAUAAAAAGAUGGAGAAAAUAUAUAUUUUGAUAUCAAGCAGAA
Molecule: messenger RNA, 940 nt
Organism: Tigriopus californicus
Lineage: Eukaryota; Metazoa; Arthropoda; Copepoda; Harpacticoida; Harpacticidae
Exons: 5
Coding region: 162-902 (246 amino acids)
Molecular function (GO): protein binding
Source: RefSeq, a predicted model, not a curated record